UGCAAAGGGGGAACAAAUUAAAGGUAGUCACGAGUGACGGUUUUUAUGCUUCUCCGCAAAAGCCCAAUUCAUGCUUCAUAAUAAAAAGUGCGAUUUCUAUUUUAUGUUCCUGGAGAAGUAAUAAUUUAAGAGACGAUGGAAAAGGGGAGGGGGGCUCACAUUUAUAGAUUGACGACGAUCGGCUUAGCCUGACGCAUGGUGUGACACAUACCAAAAAUCGCUGAAACAGCCCUCCGUUAGCCGAAUCAAACGUUUGUAAUUAUAUCAAACAGGCUAUUGUUUGUUUUCUUCUUUUAUCUUCUAGUUUUCUUCUAUUAUUUUAAACUACCUCUGAGAAAUGCAUUCUUUGUUAAAAAAAAGACCAACGAGAUAUGACCCCAAAGCUGAAUGGAGAGCAUUACAAGCAUUACGAGCAAACGCAGACAAACAAAAAGAAGGUGAAAUCGACCCAUCAAUGGGAAAAAACGCAAGUGUUUACAAUAUAGGCAUAGGUAUUGAUUUCGGAACCUAUUUCUCUCGAGUUUCUUAUACAUUUGCCUGUGAAAGGAAUGGUGAACGGAAUCCAGAAGUAGAAGAUAUAUGGAGAUGGCCAAGGAAUGAUGCAUCUCUUUCUUUACUUCCGACGAGGUUACUAUAUGAAAAAGGGGUUAUGAUAAAAUGGGGCAACUUCCGUAAAAUACGUUCUCAAGAGGAGGAAGCCACAUUAUUUAAACUUUAUUUGGACGAAACCAAUCAUCAAAGUAUCCCAUCCUUACCGUCAGGUGUUACCACACUUCAUGCAGUUUCCGAUUAUCUAAAAGCAAUUUUCGACUACACUUAUUCCAGUAUAUCAAGAAAUUAUGGAAAAUAUGUGGACCAAAGCAAAGUAAGAGUUUGUUUGACUGUGCCUGGUCAUUGGUCAGAUAGAUCUAUAGACCUUUUGAAAGAUGCGGUAGUUCUAGCCGGUAUUUUCAGCCGUAAAGAUCUUCCGGAGAAGUUAUUACUUGUUCCCGAACUCGAUGUUGCGGCUUUGUAUUGUGAGGCCUUCGUUCCAGAAUAUAACCCUAAGGAUGGUGACACCGUUAUGAUAUGUAAAAUAGAAGAAGGGAUUGCAGAAUUUGCUGUUCAUCGUGUCUACACUGAUGAAAACGGUGAAAAUUCACUUUCACAAGAAGUCCCAUUUGAUCGCGCCAUGUUUAGCUCGGAGACCAUAGAUAUGCUAUUCAAAAAUUUUGUUUCUGAAAAAAUGGAAGAGAUUUCAAAGAAGCAUAAUGUCGAGUCUUUGAGACCGUAUGAGUUAGAUGAUAUACUGAAACACUUUAGAGAGGUGACUAAGCACUCGGUGUUUUCUCUAAAUCACCCCGAGUACGAUGAAGAUGGCCAUUUUAUAAUACUUCCUUGCAGAUAUGACUUUAAUGAAGCAGAAGUGGAUGCUGGCGUAUAUAUUAGUGACUGUCAUUUAUUCAUAUCAUCUUCAGAAAUGAUUGCAAAUAAUUUCGAUCCGUUUAUUGAUAGACUACUAAACCUCAUAGUCAAACAAUUUGAACGAUUUGAUAGUAAAAUAAACAACUUGUUGGUAGUGGGCUCAGAUGCUGAUUACGAAUAUGUACAAGAAAUACUAAAAGAAAGGCUUCAUGGCAAAGUCGGCCAAGUAAUAAUUCCUCCACGUUUAGAAAUGUAUAACAGUCGCGGCGCCGCUUUAAUGGCCUCAAAUCCUCGCACCAUCAAAGUAAAAUCAGGUCGAUUUUACGGUUAUGAGUGCUCAUUAGAAUUCGACGAAAGGUUGGAUCCUUUAGAGUUACGCUGUAUGACGAAGGAAGGUGUAGCUUACUGUAAUCAACGAUUUCAACUCUAUUACAUUAGGAGCAGUGCCUAUGAUACAAAAGACCAAAAUAUGACAUCUUUCCAGACUUAUUGCAACAAAAACCCCACAAUACAAUUAUUUGAAUACGAAGGUAGUCUAAAUCAAGUCCCAAGGCACACCACCCAUGAAGAUGUUAAGAAACUUGCUUCCGUCGAGAUCGAAUUACCACAUAUGCCAUAUAAAAAGCCUACCGACACAGUUGAUGUGAAUGUACAAAUAGAACUUGAUGGAAUCGAAAUCAAGUUUUGGGUAACCAUUAUGGAUCAGGUUCAACUUUAUUCACGGUGUCUUACAAAGGACACCAAAAUUAUGAUAGGAGAGCUUCUCUGAAUAAAGUUGGUACAAGUCUAUUAAAAUACGAAUAUAUUUGAAGUUUAUAAGUUGGGAAGAAAUAAAGUACUAUUCAC
This is a messenger RNA of Mucor mucedo, 2250 nucleotides long. RefSeq lists its product as uncharacterized. The record is from RefSeq and is a predicted model, not a curated record. Bases 338 to 2173 code for a protein of 611 amino acids. NCBI's taxonomy places the organism in Eukaryota, Fungi, Mucoromycota, Mucoromycetes, Mucorales, Mucoraceae. The transcript has 5 exons.